GCGGCCUCGGGCUGAGCCGCACGCAGGUCACCUAUCUGGCCUUCCCCGGGGAGAUGCUGCUCCGCAUGCUGCGCAUGAUCAUCCUGCCCCUGGUGGUCUGCAGUCUGGUGUCGGGCGCCGCCUCUCUCGACGCCAGCUCUCUUGGGCGCCUGGGCGGCAUCGCCAUCGCCUACUUCGGCCUCACCACUCUGGGUGCCUCUGCGCUCGCCGUCGCUUUGGCGUUCAUCAUCAAGCCUGGGUCUGGCGCGGAGACCCUUAAGUCCAGCGACCUUGGGCUGGAGGAUUCGGGCCCCCCUCCGGUCCCCAAAGAGACAGUGGAUUCCUUCCUCGACCUGGCCAGAAACCUGUUUCCCUCAAAUCUUGUGGUUGCAACUUUUAAAACGUAUGCAACUGAUUAUAAAAUGGACCCCCACAACAUGAGCAAUGGAAACAUAACCCUUGAAAAGAUCCCAUUUGGCACCGAGGUCGAAGGGAUGAACAUUCUGGGAUUGGUCCUUUUUGCCCUCAUGUUAGGAGUGGCCCUAAAGAAACUAGGCUCUGAAGGAGAAGAGCUCAUCCGUUUCUUCAAUGCCUUCAACGAGGCGACAAUGGUGCUGGUGUCGUGGAUUAUGUGGUAUGUACCUGUGGGCAUCAUGUUCCUGGUUGGAAGCAAGAUUGUGGAAAUGAAGGACAUUGUCAUGCUGGUGACCAGCCUUGGGAAAUACAUCUUUACGUCUAUGUUGGGCCAUUUUAUUCAUGGAGGAAUUGUUCUGCCGCUUAUUUACUUCGUUUUCACACGAAAAAACCCAUUCAAGUUCCUCCUGGGCCUCCUCACACCAUUUGCGACAGCAUUUGCCACCUGCUCCAGCUCAGCAACCCUCCCCUCCAUGAUGAAGUGUAUCGAAGAGAACAACGGUGUAGACAAGCAGAUCAGCAGGUUCAUUCUCCCCAUCGGGGCCACCGUGAACAUGGACGGGGCGGCCAUCUUCCAGUGUGUGGCCACCGUGUUCAUCGCCCAGCUCAACAACAUCGAGCUGAAGGCAGGGCAGAUCUUCACGAUUCUAGUGACAGCCACGGCGUCCAGUGUUGGAGCAGCAGGCGUGCCGGCCGGAGGGGUCCUCACCAUCGCCAUUAUCCUGGAGGCCAUUGGGCUGCCCACUCAUGAUCUCUCUCUGAUCCUGGCUGUGGACUGGAUUGUGGACCGGACCACCACCGUGGUGAAUGUGGAGGGGGACGCCCUGGGUGCGGGCAUUCUCCACCACCUGAAUCAGAAGGCGAUGAAGAAAGGGGUGCAGGAACUGACCGAGGUGAAAGUGGAAGCCAUCCCCAACUGCAAGUCAGAGGAGGAGACGUCACCGCUGGUGACACACCAGAACCCGGCGGGCGGCCCUGCUGCCAUCGCCGUGGAACUGGAAUCCAAGGAGUCGGUUCUGUGAUGGGGCUGGGCUUCCAGCUUGCCUGCCAUCGGUCGUGCCCACACUGUCAGUCCAGGCACCGGACACCGGGCGCCGCCCACCGCCCUCACCAACUUAAGCCUCCGGGCAAUGUGUUGGCCCAAUCACAGGUUUGUGAAUCACUUCUCAGCACAGGCAGUGGGCUGCUGAGCCAGACCUGGUUCCUGGGGACUCGGACACAGACAUGCAGCUUGAUCCCCAUCUAGAUGCAACCAUGUGCGCGCACCAGGGUCCGUCUGAAACACGCCCUCGAGCUGCCAGGCUCGGGGAAACAACAGGCUCGGCAAAGCUUGGGAACAUGCAGGUGUGCCCUUCCCUGCACCCAGUCACUGCGGUGGGUGCUUUCCAGGCAAACUUAGGGGGUUUGCAGUCAUCGGUCACAUUGCCUUGCGAGCCUUAGUGAUUGGAAAAUUCCCAAAUUCUUCGCCUUGAAUGGAAUUCGCUGAGCUGGGACUCCGGGUGUUAGAGUUUGUGCUUUCAAUUAGGUGCAGCUGGCUUCUGGUUCAAGGGUUGUUGGUGGACUGGCGCUGCUGCACAUUGUCAAGUUAGAAAUACUCCAGAUGGUGGCAGGGCUGCUGGCUUCUCUGGUCAGAGGCACUGAGUACACUGUCAGUGCUGAGAUCAAAGAAAGGAGCGGGAAUGCAGCCUGCAGGGGAAAGGGAAGCAUCUUAACCAGACAGGAUGCACACACACACACACACACACACAUUCUCAUUCUCCUCCCAGCCCUGGGGAAGCUUGCAGCUUCGUGACCUGGGCCUCUGACAACACUAUAGCUUCCUCGCCAUCUACUCUGCUGCAGGACCCUGGUUGGUUUCUCAAUCUACUAUUUUUUGUUGUUGUUAAUCCUCCUGAGGGUCUAUGCCCCCCCUCCCCACCCCCUGAUUUUUUAG
Molecule: messenger RNA, 2326 nt
Organism: Myotis davidii
Lineage: Eukaryota; Metazoa; Chordata; Mammalia; Chiroptera; Vespertilionidae
Gene: SLC1A4
Product: solute carrier family 1 (glutamate/neutral amino acid transporter), member 4
Exons: 8
Coding region: 54-1415 (453 amino acids)
Biological process (GO): L-glutamate transmembrane transport; L-serine transport
Cellular component (GO): plasma membrane
Molecular function (GO): L-serine transmembrane transporter activity; L-aspartate transmembrane transporter activity; L-alanine transmembrane transporter activity
Source: RefSeq, a predicted model, not a curated record